Molecule: messenger RNA, 1854 nt
Organism: Dermacentor albipictus
Lineage: Eukaryota; Metazoa; Arthropoda; Arachnida; Ixodida; Ixodidae
Product: sodium-coupled monocarboxylate transporter 2-like
Biological process (GO): transmembrane transport
Cellular component (GO): membrane
Molecular function (GO): transmembrane transporter activity
Source: RefSeq, a predicted model, not a curated record
AUGAAUCUGAUGAAAGACCUGGAUGUCUACGACUGCGUCGUCUUCAGUGUGUUGACUGCUGGAGGAUACCUGGUUGGCUUGUACUUUUCUUUGGCCCGAAGAAGGCGACAGUCAACAUCCACAGAUGGCAGCGGCGCGUACGAAGAGAUAGAGACAUUUCUGGGUGGUAAAAGCCUUCCGGCUGCCGCCCUGGCCGUUUCAGUUGUGGCGUCAGUGGCGAACGGCGUCAACGUGGUGGGCUUCGUGGGUCACUACUACGCAUAUGGCUUUCACUCAAUCUGGGUUGUGGCUGGCACCGUAGUUGCACUGGCGCUGACAGUGACCGCAGUAGUUCCUUUGCUCUAUGGGCUCCGGGUGGCCUCAAUAUUUCAGUACCUCCGUCUCCGUUUCGACAACAAGGUUGGCAUCACUGCCUGUAUUGUCUACUUUGUCCUGAGCCAAACGCUUGGUGCCGUGGGCAUAUACAGUGCAGCUGUUGGGAUUUCAACAAUGUUCCCUGUGCCCAUUCUCUACUCGAACAUUAUUAUUGGAUUAGCAGGAACAGUGUACACGGCUCUGGGCGGACUGCGUGGCGUGGUUUGGGCGGACUGCGCUCAAGCCUUCGUGAUGUUUUUAUCACCACUCACAAUUACAGCCAAGGUCGUUUACGACUCCAAAUAUGUGACCCAGCCACUGCGGCCCAUAAGCGACAUGAACGUCACCGAAUACAUGUUCAGAAUGAACGUAGACAUCACGAGUGACGACAACUUCUGGACUUGCCUUAUAGGGGGGCUACCCUACAUCCUGGUGCGCAUGGGAUUUGACCAGAUGGUGGUGCAACGAUACAUGGCAGCGAGUAAUGUUCGCGCUGCCAAAAUAAUAGCCAUGGCCGGUGCGGUUUUCGUCCUUUUCUUCUUUCUGCUGGUGGCCAUUGCCGCUGUGUGUAUCAUCUAUUGGUACAGAGACUGCGACCCCUACGUGAGCGGCGAUAUCAGCAGCUACGAUCAGAUUGUUCCUUACUACAUUAAAGAAAGCCUUUCAGACAUCGUGACCCUGCGAGGCCUUUUCCUGGCAGGGCUCCUAGGUGCUACCACGAGCACCGUGUCGUCUGUUGUGAACUCCCAUGCAGCGACCUUUUACAUCGAUGUAUUCGGACUGUACUUCAAAUUCAGUGAGCGUAGUGCUCUACACGUCAUGCGCUCAUUAGCAUUUGCAAGCGGAACCAUAAUGACAUUGUUUGCUAUCGCAGUUCCACUGAUGGGUACAGCAACCGGACUCUUCCUGUCUCUGUAUGCAUCCGCCUCGGGUCCAUUCGCUGGGCUCAUCCUUCUAGCCAUAUCAUCUCCCUGGGUCAAUGCCAAAGGUGCUGCUUGGUCGAGCUUGCUGGUUUGUGUGCUCCAGCUGUGGCACGCAGUGGGGAAAACCUUCUUUACAGAGCCGCGGGCGCCGGCAUUUGUGGGAACGCUUGAUCGAUGCCCCGUGGCGGAAAACAGUACGGCUGAAAGCUGGACUUUCGCAGCCACGCCGCACUCCAUGUUGACGCAGAGUUCUCAAGGAUUUCCUCUGUAUGAGCUCGCAUUCUUUUGGAGCUCUUUUAUUGGUGCCUUGCUUACAAUAUUUCUUGGGACUGCAAUCAGCGUCCUAACAGGUGGAGUCAAAACAUGUAAAGACAACCUGAGUCUCACAAGCCCCCUCUUUUUGAGCCUUUGGAGGCGCUUCAAGUUUCUUGCCCAAAUAAUUCAGGUUGACAAAGAAGCAAGAAAUGGCCACGGAAAAUUGCUUCGCGGGGAUGAAGACGUUACUGAAGAAACCAUACUUGGUGCCGAGAUCUCUUUAAAGAAAGAAGAUAACUAUUUCCGGGAAACUCUGGCAUAG